Pediculus humanus corporis (human body louse) is the source of this 627-nucleotide messenger RNA. RefSeq lists its product as uncharacterized. The coding region runs from base 1 to 627 and encodes 208 amino acids. The record is from RefSeq and is a predicted model, not a curated record. Lineage: Eukaryota; Metazoa; Arthropoda; Insecta; Psocodea; Pediculidae. The transcript is spliced from 5 exons. Gene Ontology annotation, biological process: synapse organization. Gene Ontology annotation, cellular component: neuron projection membrane.
AUGUUUAUUCGUCGCGUCACGUGGUUACAUAGAAAACAAGAUUCGAUUCAUUUAUUAACGGUAGGUCGACAAGCAUAUAGUUCGGAUCAAAGAAUAACAUUAAGUUUUCGUUAUCCUAAUAAUUGGAGAUUACAAAUAUUAUUCGUUACGAGAAGAGAUGCUGGAAUUUACGAAUGUCAAGUUGCAACACAUCCUCCGAGAGUUAAAAAAGUUUAUUUAACAGUUACCGCACCCGAAGUCGUUAUUGUCGACGAGAAAAAUCACGAAGUGUCGGAAAGAUAUUAUAAAGCCGGAAGUUCCGUCGAACUCACGUGUAUAGCAACUCAUAUCGAAUCUCCGGUUGAUCACGUGACAUGGAAUUUAAAAAACGUCGUCAUAAACGAUGGCGUAAGGAGUAUUCAUAAAAAUUUACUAAUUAAUUUUAAUUAUAGUUACAACCACAGCCUUGGCCAAGCAACGGUAAUUGCCACGUUAAAAAUUUCUCUUGCGGAAAGGAUUCAUUCGGGAAAUUAUACGUGCGCUGUCGGGGAUUUAGCAUCGGCUCUUGUGGCCGUACAUAUAUUAAACGGGGGGGAAUCUUUAAAAAUGCUUUUUGUUUUUCCUCCUCCUCCAUCGUUGUUGGUGUGA